AUGGAAGAGAACAAAACGGUACCGGUUUCUUUGUCCUACACAAGCAAUCCUCACGAUGUGAAGAAACGAUUGUUGUACAGCAUUUGCUGGCUCCAAGAUCUUGGGGUUGGACACAUACAGCAUGCAACUUCCAAGAUAUGCUCAGCUUUGAUCAAAAGCCUCAUGGAGAUGAAUGAAAAGAAGAAGCACCAAUUCCAGGCCCGAAAAGUCUUCUACAGAAAAGUCCGGGUGCCCGCGGAUGGGCUUUGCGGUUGGUACUGCCUCUUGGCAGCCCAGGAUCCAAGUGCGUGGGAGAAGAUACCACGUAGUGAAGGGUCUUUCCCCAUCAAUCGUCAGAUACACCAACAGGAAUUGAACAAUGCCAAGACUCUGCAUAGAGAUGUGUGUGAGAAAGCCCUGACUGUUUGCAAUGAGUCUUAUCAUGGAGCUAUCCGGGAUGUGUUGGCACAUCCAAACUUUUCACCUGCCAAUUUGGAAUGGAUAGCCUACACAUUGUCCAUCGCAAUUCGCUGCACAUGCGAUCCCAAGGUUGGCCUCUAUGAUGGGACACAGUUGGACACAAUCUAUGGAUGCGGAGAGCCUAAUGUUCACAUGCUGUUCUCAUUUGACAAGGCUGUGGCAGGAAGCCAUGACUUCGGGCAUUUCACUUUGCUCAUCCCAAGCCAUUCCAAAGGUGGUGAUGGCCUACAGCUGGAUGAAUAUGUUGGUAUGAAGGUUGCAGAAGAGAGUCAAAAGCUUCUAUCCUUUAUGGCAAAUGACGAUCCUACAACAGUGCAAGCAGCCAUCACAGACGAACAAGCAAGUGCAGGAGAUGACAAGCAUCCAGACAAGCCAGAACUAGCUUGCAGCACCGCACACUUAGAACAGUCCCAGAGCCAGCAUCAGCCAGUUCAGCCAACUCCACAGGAGAAACACACAGAGACAGCAGCCCCAACAUCUCCUCGACAAGAGCCAAAGAAGCAAGAGCAAGAUCAACAGCAGCCAGCAGUUGAACAAACAACAAAAAGCAACAUCAAUCCAGGAGAUGACAAGCAUCCAGACAAGCCAGAACUAGCUUGCAGCACCGCACACUUAGAACAGUCCCAGAGCCAGCAGCAGCCAGUUCAGCCAACUCCACAUGAGAAACACGCAGAGACAGCAGCCCCAAGAUCUCCUCGACAAGAGCCAAAGAAGCAAGAGCAAGAUCAACAGCAGCCAGCAGUUGAACAAACAGCAAAAGGCAACAUCAAUCCAGGAGAUGACAAGCAUCCAGACAAGCCAGAACUUGCUUGCAGGACCGCACACUUAGAACAGUCCCAGAGCCAGCAGCAGCCAGUUCAGCCAACUCCACAGGAGAAACACGCAGAGACAGCAGCCCCAACAUCUCCUCGACAAGAGCCAAAGAAGCAAGAGCAAGAUCAACAGCAGACAGCAGUUGAACAAACAGCAAAAGGCAACAUCAAUCCAGGAGAUGAGAAGCAUCAAGACAAGCCAGAACUAGCCUGCAGGACCGCACACUUAGAACAGUCCCAGAGCCAGAAGCAGCCAGUUCAGCCAACUCCACAUGAGAAACACGCAGAGACAGCAGCCCCAACAUCCCCUCGACAAGAGCCAAAGAAGCAAGAGCAAGAUCAACAGCAGCCAGCAGUUGAACAAACAACAAAAGGCAACAUCAAUCCAGGAGAUGACAAGCAUCCAGACAAGCCAGAACUAGCUUGCAGCAUCGCACGCUUAGAACAGUCCCAGAGCCAGCAGCAGCCAGUUCAGCCAACUCCACAGGCUCGAGCCAAGAGGCGCCUGUGGCCGGAAUAUUCAAUCAAAGUGAUUCCCCCUGGUGCGAAUGCUGGAGUUGAAGUGAAACAAGAGAUUUUUUCCAGCCCAGAGCCGUCACAACAUGUGAAGGUUGAAGUGAAAGAAGAAGUUUUAUCCAGCCCAGAGACAUCGCAGCCAUCAAAGCUUACCAGCAGCAGCAAAUGUCUACCGAGAAGGCAGGGCAGCAGAAAUCAACAUGCUGAAUGGAAGGCUGUGUCAGCACCACCCGAGCCUGAAAUCAGCGCUCUGUUUCAAGGAAAGGCAGAAUCACCAACACCACAUGUGGAAGAUGUGUGCUUGUUUGGGGACCUACUGGAUGCAGAAAGUACAUGUGCAGGAAAGAAUGACAAAGAUUCACAGUUGGACCAAAAUCUCACACGCAGAUUUCAGAGGAUAGCAACAACACGGCAGCAGAAGCAGCAGCCGCAGCAGCAGCAAUAUGCAAAGCACAGCCUGGAUUCAGACGUCCGUGAAUCACCAAGACCGUGGAAACUGGCAAAGUUGAGACCACACAGCCAACACAACAAGUCACCAGCUUCAACUACCACAUCUAGCCCAGAGAACUUAGACAAAAAAGUGAAUUGCAUCAUACUGCUAGAGAGCACCUGGGAAAAAUUGGUAGCUGGCCAAAGUACAACAAUUUUUCGUACCUACUCCUUGCGGACCGCCCCACUACAACUUCAUGUGCUUUCCCGUGGGGAUGGCAGCUUCACUUCCUAUGUUGGGAAGAUGACGGUUCGCGAAGUAGAAGCUGUGACCUCUAGUCGCACUGUCAAAGACUAUGAGAACAACCCUAUGGAGGUCAAAUUCUGGUCUGAUAAGGUCAGGAAUGAGAAAGAAGUUUUCAUAUGGAAGAUCAGCACAGUGCAGGCAUGGGAUGAACCCAAGCCGAUUCGGUUUCUCCAGGCAAAGUAUCGGAACAGGCACUUUCAGGUUCCCAAGAGACAGCUCAUGCAAGGUUCUGCGGGAAUGGAGACUCCUAUGCCGUCCUUGUAUGCAACAUCAGCUUGGUUCGUGCGUUUGCUGAGCAUCUCUCAAUACCAGCACCUCAAACGUGUGGCUCUAGAACUGGAUGGAACUGAUUUAAGGAUUGGUACCACAUGUUCCGGGAGCGACAUUUGCAUUGUGGCCAUUCAUGGUUUGAUGGAAGCCAUCAAUGCUGAGUUUGGUGUCAACAUUGGUGUCAAACACGUCUUCUCAGCAGAGCUUGACCCGAAGAAACGUCAGUACAUUUUGGAUUGUCAUCAGGCUGAUCACGUGUAUGGCGAUGUCAUCGCAUUCAGCAACCAGAGAGGGCACUGUCUUUUGAAUGCGAAGCGCAAAGACUUUGCAGGUAGCUACCAGUCUGGAGAAGGUUUCGGAACAUCUGCACACACUUACAAGCACGGCUGGAAGGGAGUUGUUGAGCUUUUGUGCCCCAUCAUGUCCAUCUAUGAGAAUGUGAAGGGCGCAAUGGAGCGAAACACAGAUGCAAAUGGAAGGAAGCAUCCACCUGCCAUUCAAACUGUUGAGAAGGAUGCCAAUGAAAAUGGCUACCAUUUCGUAUGGUCGCUGCUUGAUUCACAGGACUUCCUAGUGCGGCAUCGACGCAAUCGGGUUUGGGGAGUGGCAGCAGUAAAUUCAGGGCAACAAAGCGAGGCUGAAUUCCAAACUUUGUACAAACGUGCAAUUUCAUCUCUACAAACCCACUGCCACUUCUCUAUGCGGGAUACAUUUGGCCGAUAUCCUAAAGAGGAUCCCAAGACUGAUCGGGAGCGGGAGCUUCUUGAGAAGGCAGUGGAGAAAUUCAAAGGGGUGCUUUUCUACACAUCCAACGUGGAGAUAUUGCUGCCGCAAGCCCUUCAGCAUCUGGCUAUUUGCAAAGCCUAUGAUGAUAUUGUUGAGAAAGGUUCAAAGUAUCCUGACAAAGACCUGAAAAAGUUGAACAUGCAUGGCUAUUACAGAGGAUGCGCCCUACCUAGCAAGUGGGGAAAAGCCCGCCAGGAACAAAAAUGGGGUUUACUUUGCAUGACUGCUCCAGCGCUUUGCAAGGCCAAAAAGGAGCUGCCCAAUAGCCUACGCUUGGUCAUCAAUUUUCCCACACUCAAGCAUGGGAAUAUGCAUGCACACUCAGAGACGAGGACAAUGUUGCCGGGUGUCUUGAAGGGUGCCGUGGAGGAGCUGGUAAUGGAAAGAAUUGACCAGGGUGAAGAAGUUGGUGUGGCAUUUGUCAAAAACACAAUCCUUUUCUUGGUUUCGGUCUGGAAUGACUGCGUGCUUUCCAUUCGUGAGCUGAUUAGGAACAAAAACUUGGACAUGCUGAAAGAUGAGGAUGAAAAGUUGUCCAAAAUGUCCAACAAACAGUUGGAUGAGCUUUUUUCUUCUCUCACCAAACGUGCUGAUGAAAUUUUGGUGCCUAUCCAAUUGGCAAAGUCCGAUGAUGCCCUGACGAAGCAGGCACACAGGAUUUGCAACAUGUAUGGACUUCGUUUGAAGUCCAUCGAAAAGCCUGGAGCGCACUUGGCCUACGAUUCUCCGGCUUUAGAAGCAGUGAGAUCACAGAUCCGUGCCUUGAUAGAAUCAAAACAUGUGCAUCCCCAAUUGGUCAUGAACUUUGACCAGGUCUGGUCAUUGCGAUUCAGACCUCGGAAAAAAUCCUAUAUGAAGGAUUCGAAGAUGGCUGGGGUGCAAAAGGACCCAUUAACUCGGUCCAUGUACAUGAGAAAGAUACGCCAUUCUUUGCAGCAAUGUUUGGACCUACCAUUUAGUGAGCCAAACCCAAGAGAGCCACCCAGAAUUCUUGCCCCAAAACCCCCGACAGUACUGGGAGGGAAGGCAGCUUGUGGAAUGAUAGAUGAAUGGAGGGUGCCAAGAACGGUUACCACCCUUUCAUUUGCUGAUGGCUAUUGCGGACGACUACAUGUGACUCUGCGGGAGGGAUCGCUACCAGAGGAGAAACGCAAUGCUCUCAACGAAGAGCUCAGGCGAUGGCUGGUCAUUGAUCAACAACAGUCGAAAUCGCACAUGUGGAACGAGAAUACCCUGGUGAGGUAUUUAUCACAUUUGUCGCAGGAGUUGCGACACCGCCGAAGACAAUUGAACCUAACCAUGCAAGACCGUGCCUUGUGUUUCUAUGAUCAGGCUGCUGCACACAUGUCCAAAUCAUUCCUCAAAAUCCAAGAGAAGUGGUCAGAAGAAAACAAUUGCGAACUGAUGAACGGUCACUCAGAGGUGCCAAUACCUGGUGGUUUUGGUGCCUCUGGGGCACCCAACGACAGUUGGCACCAGGUAUUGCAUAGUCUUACAAAGAGUUAUACUCGAUUGGCUGUGGGGUGGGCCGAAUUUCCACACCUCCGUCGAAGAUUGGAGGAACUGGAAUUUUCAGUGCAGGGCCAACCUUCUACAAAGUUCCUGGGUUCAUCUGUUCUGGUGGGCAGGAUUACACUUAGAACACGUGGUUCUUUCCCACAUUUCUACUAUAUAUAUAUAUAUAUAAAGAAACACCCACAGAUCUACCCAAGAGUAAUGGAGGGUCAUCCCUGGAUGAAAUGA
Cladocopium goreaui is the source of this 5322-nucleotide messenger RNA. Lineage: Eukaryota; Dinophyceae; Suessiales; Symbiodiniaceae. The record is from the annotation of a GenBank genome assembly.